AUGCCUGGUCGAGUUUCCGCCCGUUCGACCUCUGCGCCAACACGCAGGUCAUCGGCUCAGCCCUCAGCAUCAGGAGGUCGCGCCGCGUCUGUGACCCCAUCGUUUGUGAUUCCAGAAGAACCUGCUCCGCCCGAAGCAUCACCUAAUCUACGUCGCGACAUUUGUGUGAUUUUCGCUGACGCUCAGCGUUCGACGACCGGCCACCGGAAACUUGUGGUACGAUUAAGGAAGCUGCAGGAGAUUUGCUGCGGGAUUUCUAGGAAGACGAAGAAGGAUGGAAAGGGCCCUGAGGUUCAGGAAGAACUUUUACUGCCGAGCGAAGAAACCAUUCCGGAGAAGGAGUUCAACGUAGAGGUUGGUCGCUGCUUGCUGCGCAUACUCCCGAUCAAAAAGACCGAGCCGGUUGGCGAUCGAAUUCUGCGGUUUGUUGGAACUUUCCUCUCACAUGCGACUGAGAAAGAUACCGAAAUCUUCGCUUCCGGAAAUGACGAGGAUGAAAUGCAGAAUAUCAUCGAGACCCCCACUGCCCGUCUGGCGACUCAUCUGAUCAGCGUUAUUGUGCCGUUGUUGUCGGCAAAGGAUAAGAUCGUGCGUUUUCGUGCGACACAGAUUGUCACCCACAUCAUCAAUUCUCUCGACACAAUCGAUGAUGAUCUCUACCAUACCAUUCGACAAGGACUAUUGAAACGGAUUCGAGACAAGGAGCCCUCAGUGAGGGUCCAAGCGGUACUGGGACUCGGGCGCCUGGCAGGGAACGAAGAAGAAGAUGACGAUGAUAACGACGAUAGCUCCAAAGCCCUCCUCGAAAAGCUCAUCGACAUUAUGCAGAAUGACACAAGUGCUGAAGUGCGGAAGACCUUGUUGCUCAAUCUGCCUCUAGUGCCCGCGACUCUCCCUUAUCUGCUCGAACGUGCUCGAGAUCUCGAAGCAACCACCCGACGAGCCUUAUACUCCCGCUUACUCCCCACCCUGGGUGACUUCCGUCAUUUGUCGCUUUCAAUGAGAGAGAAACUUCUUCGCUGGGGUCUUCGAGACCGAGAUGAAAGUGUUCGAAAGGCCACUGGAAAGCUGUUCUACGACCGCUGGAUUGAAGACUGCGCUGGCACAAACAACGAUUCCGAAAAUGGUCCUUCCACGCAGCGCUCUCCCCCAAACAUCCCGGCACUGCUGGAGUUGUUGGAAAGAAUUGACGUCGUGAGCUCUGGGAUGGAUUCCGGAAUUGCGCACGAGGCCAUGGGCAGCUUCUGGGAGGGCCGCCCCGACUAUCGAGAGGCGGUUGUCUUUGAUGAGCCGUUCUGGGAAUCCUUGACGGCCGAGUCAGCCUUUCUUCUACGAUCCUUUAACGACUUCUGCCGUGUCGAGAACGAAGGAAAGUUUGAUAGGCUUGCCGACGAGAAGAUACCUGAGGUGACAGCCUUCGCGCAUUUUUUGAAAAAAUACAUGACCGAGCUUCUGCAGAGGAAGAAAAUGGCCAAGGAUACUAGUGAAGCAAACGAUGACGACACUGUUGAGAAUGAAUUUAUCGUUGAACAACUAUUGCAUAUCGCCAUCACGCUGGACUACAGUGACGAGGUCGGCCGCCGGAAAAUGUUCUCUCUCCUUCGCGAGUCCCUAGCCGUGCCCGAGCUACCUGAAGAGUGCACCAAACUCACUGUCGAGACUUUGAGAUGUGUGUGCGGACCAGCGGCUGCAGCCGAGAGCGAAUUCUGCAGCGUCGUUCUCGAAGCUAUUGCCGAAGUCCACGACACUAUUGCGACCGAAGAUAGUUUUGUUUCGGCUAAGUCUGAAAUCAGCGAUGCAACCUCCAGCCGCCAACGGUCUGUAACCCCGGCAGACAGUGAAGCUGAAGUGCCCUUCAAUAAGGAGGAGGCAAAGGCCAAAGUUCUGCGCGAGAUCGUGGUCAAUAUGAAAUGUCUGCAUAUUGCUCAAUGUAUGUUGCAAAAUGUGGAAGGCAAUCUGCAACAGAACAUGAACCUGGUUACUAUGCUCAACAAUUUGGUCGUUCCAGCUGUUCGAAGCCACGAGGCCCCGAUCCGCGAAAGAGGUCUAGUGUGCCUUGGUCUCUGCUGCUUGUUGGACAAGACCCUCGCCGAAGAGAAUAUGACGCUUUUCAUCCACUGUUAUAGCAAAGGCCAUGAAGCUCUGCAGGUCACCGCUUUGCAUAUCUUAUGUGAUAUCAUAACGACGCACCCCUCGCUACUUGCCCCUGUCCCACAGUCUGACGGGGAAACCGUUUCACCGCCAGCAUUUCAGAAGCCAUUGAUCAAGGUCUUCGCAAGAGCCCUGAAGGCUAACUCUCCGAACAGUGUUCAGGCCGCUGCCGCGACUGGCCUUUCAAAGUUAUUGCUCACGAACACUUUUACGCCGUCUGGAGCAAACAUUCCACAAGCCAUUCAGGAGUAUAACGAGUCCGCUGUGGAGACCCUCUUGCAAUCGCUCAUUGUGUCUUUCUUCCACCCACGUACUCGAGAGAACCCGGCCUUUAGACAGGCGUUGGCCUAUUUCUUCCCUGUUUACUGCCAUUCCCGCUUGGAGAAUACCCAGCACAUGCGAAAGGUGACCGUUCCCGUUAUCCGUGCGGUCCUCAAUGCGGCGGAGGAGUACUACUCCCUAGAAGCCGAGGAAGAUAGUGAUGGCGAGAUUGAUGAGACUGUUGGACAGAGGGAGCUGAAGGCUCUGAUGGCAGGCGUCGUGGGCAUGCUUGCGGAAUGGACCGAUGAGCGGAGAGUGGUGGGCCUGGGAGGAGAGAAGAUUCUUGCAGGCGUUCCGACGAGCUCCAGCCCCUGUGGAUUCGUACACUUGGCCCUAGUGAAAGAUAUUUUGGAGCGUGUUCUGGGAAUCAGCACCGGUCCCAACCGGUGCUCCAAGGAAGAAAAGAAGCUUCUCUUCUCAUUGUUGAGUAAGCUUUAUAUCUCGCCUCCUGUGGUACCAUCGCGCUCUGGGUCUCGGAUGCCGGAAGGCGAUGAUCAAUUCCGCUCCAGCAUCCAGAGUGCCAGUGGGGGCGAAAUUUCCCCUGAGAAUGUGGCUCUUGCCCAGGAAGUCAAGGAAUUACUGGACGAAACCAUCCAAGAAGGUGUCGCGGCCGAAGCAGCGGGUCGAAAUGCGCUUGUGAAGGUCAAGAAUGCUGUCCUCAAGCUUCUCGCAGCUGCGCAGGGCAUCAGGUCCGACAGUGUCAGGCCGCGCGAAGGCACCGAGGAACCCGAAAGUGAUGCCAUGAGCAUCCGCUCUGGCAGUGUCCAGCCAUCCAUAGAGCACCCAGGCAAACGCCGGCGGAUGUUCUCAGUAGAGCCCAGCAUUAUGGAGGAGGAUGAGAACGAUGACAGUCGAGGAACAAUCAUCAAGUCUGAAGCUCACGACGACUGA
Messenger RNA from Aspergillus fumigatus Af293, 3363 nucleotides. Its product is annotated as condensin subunit YCG1. Gene Ontology annotation, cellular component: condensed chromosome; condensin complex. Gene Ontology annotation, biological process: mitotic chromosome condensation. The record is from RefSeq and is a predicted model, not a curated record. NCBI's taxonomy places the organism in Eukaryota, Fungi, Ascomycota, Eurotiomycetes, Eurotiales, Aspergillaceae.